This is a messenger RNA of Impatiens glandulifera, 377 nucleotides long. Its product is annotated as anaphase-promoting complex subunit 11-like. Gene Ontology annotation, cellular component: anaphase-promoting complex; nucleus. Gene Ontology annotation, biological process: anaphase-promoting complex-dependent catabolic process; positive regulation of mitotic metaphase/anaphase transition; protein ubiquitination. The coding region runs from base 1 to 252 and encodes 83 amino acids. Gene Ontology annotation, molecular function: zinc ion binding; cullin family protein binding; ubiquitin protein ligase activity. The record is from RefSeq and is a predicted model, not a curated record. The transcript is spliced from 2 exons. Lineage: Eukaryota; Viridiplantae; Streptophyta; Magnoliopsida; Ericales; Balsaminaceae.
AUGAACAUGGUGUUUAGGUGGCAUGCAAUUGCUUCAUGGACUUGGGAUGCACAAGAUGAUUCAUGUGGGAUUUGUAGGAUGGCUUUUGAUGGUUGUUGUCCAGAUUGUAAGCUACCUGGUGAUGAUUGUCCAUUAAUUUGGGGUGCUUGCAACCAUGCUUUUCAUCUCCAUUGUAUCUUAAAAUGGGUGAAUUCACAGACCCCUCAAGCGCAUUGCCCCAUGUGUCGUCGUGAAUGGCAGUUCAAGGGAUGAUGAUUAUGAUGACGACGACAAUGAAAUUCACAAGUUUAUUUAAUUUACCUGAAAGCCCACAAGUGAAGAAGGCGACAGAAAUCGAAUCUUUUUAAGCAUAGUAUGGAACAGAGAAAUUAUUUCUA